Rhopilema esculentum is the source of this 3497-nucleotide messenger RNA. The record is from RefSeq and is a predicted model, not a curated record. Lineage: Eukaryota; Metazoa; Cnidaria; Scyphozoa; Rhizostomeae; Rhizostomatidae.
CUCAUUGAAUUCAACCAAAAUUCAACAAGCCAGCCUCAUACCGAAAAUGAGGUUAUGCCAAAGGUGAAUUCUGAGCAUGGCGUCCCCACAAAAUUUUGUCCAAGUGGAUUCAGUCCAAAGUUUUGAAAAAGUUUUAGGAAGCAGUGGAAAACAACUGGUUGUUGCUUUCUUUUCUGCCUCGUGGUCUGAAGAAUGUAAUCAGAUGAAAGAUGUUGUCACAGAGCUUGCAAAAGACUUAAUUCACUCCAAGUUUGUACAGAUUGAAGCUGAAGAAGUUCCAGAGUUAUCUGAACAGUAUUCUGUUGCAUUUGUACCUGUAUUUGUACUUAUCAAGAAUCAGAAAGAAGUUGGACGUGUAGAAGGUGCAAAUGCUCCUUCAUUAACCAAAGCUAUCCAACACCAUGCAACAUCAUUUGUAGCUCCUGUAGUAAAUGAAAGGAUAGAGACUGCACCUGAGGAUUUGAAUACAAGAUUGAAAAAUUUGAUAAGCAGUGCUCCAUGUAUGCUGUUCAUGAAAGGAAGUCCAACAGAGCCUCGAUGUGGCUUCAGCCGGCAGAUAGUCGACAUUUUUGCAAAAUACAACGUUAAAUACAGUCACUUUGAUAUAUUGGCUGACGAUUAUGUACGACAAGGUUUAAAGACAUACUCAAAUUGGCCUACCUUCCCUCAGCUCUAUUCUAACGGCGAUCUGAUUGGUGGCUUGGAUAUCGUCAGAGAGCUAGCGGAGAAUGGAGAGCUUGAUCAAAUGCUUCCCAAAUCAGAAGAUCUGGAUACAAGGCUUGGUAAACUUAUUCAUAGAGCACCCAUCAUGCUUUUCAUGAAAGGAGAUCCACAGGGGCCACAAUGCAAGUUCAGCAGAGCUGUCGUACAAAUCCUCAGCACAGUCAACGCAAAGUACGAUCACUUUGAUAUUCUUUCAGACAACGAGGUUCGAGAAGGACUAAAAAAAUACUCAAACUGGCCUACAUACCCCCAAUUAUAUGUAAAUGGUGAAUUAGUUGGUGGACUGGAUAUCCUAAAGGAAUUGCAAGAAUCUGGAGAGCUUGAAGCUACUCUGGCAGUUUGAGAACACUAAAUUUCAACUAGUUGAAAAUAGUAGGAUCAUGGUACAAAAGACCACGAAGUAGUUCUAAACUGAAGCAAACAGUCAAGUUAGCUUUCAAUAUGUCAACGUAUCUGUGUUAUCGAGCCGUUCCAUACCGGCUCUCUACUUCGAUAGGACUUUCUUAGUCAUCUAUAUACCAAAGAAUUGUUUAGAAUAUUUUCAGAUUCUCCAUUCAAUAGUCCCAGCUGUCUAAAAGCCAUACCAGAAAAUGAUAGCUAUAUUAGUUUCAUGUGUCCUAGUUUACAAAUUUAUUUAUUUGUAGCAAUAUCUUUUAUCUGUCAAUAGUCAAUGAUCUUGAGUGAAAAUGGGAGCUCUUAUUGAAUAAUACCAAUAAAAUAAUCACGUUUUAUAAUAAAGAACACCAAUCUCUACAGCCUGUUUGUCAUUGUCUGGUAUUUUAUUCCUCAAAGUUAUAAGAAAAUAUAAUGUAAUAAUUUUCAUCUGCAAUUAAGAAUAUGAUUGUUUGUUCUUAUUUUCCUAGCCAAUGUUGUACCUCGUACAUUUGAGAAAAAAAAUCUUAACUUAUAUUGAAAAUGAGAAACAUUUACUUUUUUCCUUCCUCUUAGUAUUAUCAUAAUGAUUCAGUAAUUUAAUGGAAAAACUAUCAUGAACUCGAUAUGUAUUUCAGCUUGCUUGUAAAAGAAAAUAUAUGGGCCUUCAUUUCUUUCAAAGCCUAAAAGCUUAAAAGGCUGAUGCCUCAAGAUUCAGAGAAUCGCAAAUGGAAGCUGAAAACAGUGUAUGGAGGAAGGAGGAUCAUAACGAUUUAAGUUAUUUUCUUAGUUAACUUGAUAUAGAUUAUCAAGUGCUCAAAAGAUUGAAAAAAUGAAUAAUAAGUAAAAUUUAGCCUUUAAAACACUCAUGACUUUCAUUCUCUGCUUCUUCAUUCCUUCUCAAAACUUUAUUGGAAGAACUCUGCUUCUUCAUGCCGUCUUUGAUUUAUUCAAACUUGGGAAUACAACUUCGGACGUCGCUGGCUACCAGAGUUUUAGAAAAGAUAUUGCAUUGAUGUUGAUGAGAAAAUUCAAUAUAUAUUAAUUAUAUUUUCAUCAACUAGCUGUUUUAUUAUUUUUUGCUGCUGCCCCUAAAAUCCAAGAAAGUUUAAAGAAACUUAAAGAUCUCUAUUCUAAGUUUCUUAUAGAAAGAGCAUAUAUUGACAAAAAAGUCCAACCUGGAAGGAACACUUUUUCCCAGCAAUUGAACGUUUACAGGGCCGCGGAUAGGAUUAAUGGGCUCCGGGUCAGCACCAAAGAAAAAUAGCAAAGCGCGUCUGAGGCAUUCUCUCCUACGAGGGAAUGCGUCACGGGAAAUUUGCUCUGAUGGCUUUUUUGCUGCUGCUAAAAUUUCUCUGGUGGCUAUUACGUGUGUCAAUUUUAUUAUAUUUCAACAUAACUGAUAUAUAAACGCUAUCAUUUUAUCUAGCUGAUAUAUUAAUGCUAUAAUGCAUGAAGAUACAGUUUCUUAGCCAUAAAAUAAACAUUUUGUUAAGUUCUAAAAUUAUCAAAACAGGCACGCUGUUGCCAAUAGAUUCGCGUACCACAGCUAGGAAUUGCCUAAAGCCAAUAGCUAAUAGUUAGGAGUUGCCUAAAAUAACGGGGUUUCCGGUUCUACUAAAUAUCAUUCAUAGGCUUUUGUCAUUAUUAUUUCGAUUAUUGACAGUUUGUAAUUAAGAAGAGGCUGAAUUAUUAGUUUUUUUUAGCUAAUUUAAUGCUUUUGGGCUCCUACCCUGUAGCCAUGGGCCCCCAGGUCAGUGACUCCUUGACACCCUUCUUCUCAGCACUGAACGUUAAAACGUUAAUUUUGCCCAAAAAGAGCGAAAGCAUCGAUCGUUUGGUAAUAAAUUAAAUGUCCUAUUGCAAAAUAAACAUAGCUAGCUUAAAAAACCAAAACUUGAUAUUCUUCGUACUGGAGUCCCCAAACCCAAGCUGCGUCCCUUGUUGCCAUUACACCAUAGCCUCCUUUGGCAUACCCACACGAGGCUCUCUUUCUCUCUCGAGCAAGUUGCUGAAGACAAGCAGUUUUGCCCGGAGCCAGGCUGAUUUUAGCACAACACUUCUAGUCAAAAUGCCUGUCAAAGUAUCACCAGUUAUAAGAUUUUCCAGGUAUGCUGCUCUUCUAGUAGGCAUGGCAUAUGGUUACAAGCACAAAGACACUGUCAAAAUUUGGGCUGCCAAAGACAAAGAAGUAGAAGAGAAACUUAGAAAAGAAAGAGAAGAAUUUGAAAGGAUUAAGAAAGAGCAAGAAGCUGCAGCUCCAAGCAUUUUCGACUCUUAAUUGGUGUGAAAUUAUCAUGGUCAAGAGUUUGUGGACAGACAUGUCAUUCUACUUUAAAUCACAGUUUCUUGUUUGCUUGGAUGUUGUAAGAUGAAAUAUUGUUAUUAUUGAAUAUUCUAUA